GGUAGAUCUUCAGCUGGUUUAAAUAGGAUGUGGGGAAAUGUAGCUUAAUGAGGGAAUUUUUUAAAUGGUGCUUAAAUUGGUUUAAGCAUGAUUUAAACCAGUAUAAAGCUUGUAGGCAUUAGGACUUUCCUCUGGCACAAUUAGAUUAAGUUUUGUUGAUGGGGUUUUCUGGCUGUUCCGUACAUAACAAAUGUAGCAAGUUUGCCUCACAUCUGAUUAUAUUUAGGUUCCUAUUGAAAAGAUUCGUGAAGCUACAGUGAUUAAUAGAUGAUCCUUAAUGUCAGUGGACGAAGACCUUGAUUUACUUACAGUGUACAUGGUUAGUGGAAGAACUGAUGCUAAACAGAAUGCUGACACCAGAUUGCCAACAUGUUUCCCUCCUGUUGCUCUUUAACUUAAUUAAUGGACUUUGUCCUCAUCUCUUGUCAGUAGUGGCAGUUCUGGGGUUAGUUUGGUUCUUUUGUCCUUGCUUACAACCCUGCUUCUUUUACAACUUCUAUUACAUAUUCUUUGCCUGGCCUUCAUGGUUAUCAUCUCUGUUUUCAUUCCUUCCGUAUCAUACCUUAUUUUCAGUCUUUAAUUCCUUCAUUUCUUUAGACCUUCAGAAACAAAUCUGGAAUAUGUAAAUAGUAACAGAAUAUUUUCUUAGUUUUUAAGCAGUAUUUUCAUUCUAGGAACUGGAAUAGAAAUCCUCCAGUCUUGGGUCUUUUAUUUCCUCCAGGGACCUGGAUACAGCACCACAAGUAGUCCUGUUCUACAUCUUUUUUCAUGCCAUUGCAAUGAAGGAGUUCUGUAAAUUGAAACCAGGAGGGGGGGAAAUAAAUCCUUUUUUUUUUUUUUUUUAUAUUAAGGGUACCAAAGCUGUUAAUAAUCAGAGCAGUUUUGCAUUAACAGUAUCAGGAGUAGCAGAAAAUAUGAAACUUGAUUUGGAGGAGGAGAGCAGUUCAGAAGAAAAUGCAGUUCAGGUGGAGCUGGAGGUCACGCUGCCAGGAGAAGGAAAGGACAGAAUAUUUAAGGUGGCCAUAAAGUGGAUGUCCUGUGUGAGUUUGCAGGCGUUACAUGAUGCUCUUUCUGGUCGGCUGCCGGGUGUCCCAUUUGAAACCAUCCAGGCACUGGAUGUAGUCAUGAGGCACUUGCCUUCCAUGAGAUAUACUCCUGUGGGGCGAUCUUUUUUUACAGCAUCAGAAGGGUGCUCCAAUCCAUUGGGUGGUGGCAGAGAAGUUUGGUUUGGCUUCCAUCAGUCAGUCAGACCUUCAUUAUGGAAAAUGAUGUUAAAUAUUGAUGUGUCUGCAACUGCAUUUUACAAAGCACAGCCAGUUAUUGAGUUUGUGUGUGAAGUUUUGGACUUCAAAAGUAUUGAAGAACAACAAAAACCUCUGACAGAUUCCCAAAGGGUAAAGUUUACCAAAGAAAUAAAAGGUCUGAAGGUGGAGAUAACGCACUGUGGACAGAUGAAAAGAAAGUACAGAGUGUGCAAUGUCACCAGACGUCCAGCAAGUCACCAAACAUUCCCACUUCAGCAGGAGAAUGGACAAACAGUUGAAUGCACUGUAGCUCAGUAUUUUAAGGACAGGCACAAAUUAGUUUUACGCUAUCCUCACCUUCCAUGUUUACAAGUCGGACAGGAGCAGAAGCACACAUACCUCCCUCUUGAGGUGUGCAACAUAGUGGCAGGACAAAGAUGCAUAAAGAAACUCACUGACAAUCAAACUUCCACUAUGAUUCGAGCAACUGCCAGGUCAGCGCCUGACCGUCAAGAAGAGAUUAGCAAAUUGAUGCGGAGCGCGAGUUUCAAUACUGACCCUUAUGUUCGUGAAUUUGGAAUCAUGGUCAAAGAUGAAAUGACAGAUGUGACUGGUCGAGUCCUACAGCCUCCUUCCAUCCUCUAUGGAGGCAGGAAUAAAGCAAUUGCUACACCAGUUCAAGGAGUCUGGGACAUGAGGAACAAACAGUUUCACACUGGAAUUGAAAUAAAGGUUUGGGCAAUCGCGUGCUUUGCUCCCCAGCGCCAGUGCACUGAAGUUCAUCUUAAGUCCUUUACAGAACAACUAAGGAAGAUUUCCAGAGAUGCAGGAAUGCCAAUCCAGGGGCAGCCGUGCUUCUGUAAAUAUGCCCAGGGAGCUGACAGUGUGGAGCCCAUGUUCAGACACCUCAAGAACACUUACACUGGGUUGCAGCUCGUGGUAGUAAUUUUGCCAGGAAAAACACCAGUCUAUGCGGAGGUGAAGCGUGUUGGUGACACCGUGCUGGGAAUGGCUACGCAGUGUGUCCAGAUGAAAAACGUGCAAAGAACAACACCACAGACUCUGUCCAACCUUUGCUUGAAAAUCAAUGUCAAGUUAGGAGGUGUGAAUAACAUUCUACUGCCACAGGGAAGACCACCAGUGUUUCAACAACCCGUCAUAUUCCUUGGUGCAGAUGUAACUCAUCCUCCAGCUGGAGAUGGAAAAAAGCCUUCCAUUGCUGCAGUUGUAGGAAGCAUGGAUGCUCAUCCUAACCGAUACUGUGCCACUGUUCGGGUCCAGCAGCACCGCCAAGAAAUCAUCCAAGAUUUGGCUGCCAUGGUCAGGGAGCUGCUUAUUCAGUUCUACAAAUCAACUCGAUUUAAACCAACUCGUAUCAUCUUCUACAGAGAUGGUGUUUCCGAGGGGCAGUUUCAACAGGUCCUCCAUCAUGAGUUGCUGGCUAUCAGAGAAGCAUGCAUUAAACUAGAAAAGGAUUACCAGCCUGGAAUUACUUUCAUAGUUGUGCAGAAAAGGCAUCACACCAGACUCUUCUGUACAGAUAAAAAUGAACGGGUUGGAAAAAGUGGAAACAUUCCAGCUGGUACCACAGUGGACACAAAAAUCACCCAUCCAUCCGAGUUUGACUUUUACCUGUGUAGUCACGCUGGUAUUCAGGGAACAAGCAGACCUUCUCAUUACCAUGUCCUCUGGGAUGACAAUCGUUUCUCUUCAGAUGAACUGCAGAUUCUCACCUAUCAGCUGUGUCACACGUAUGUACGUUGUACUCGUUCUGUUUCCAUCCCUGCACCAGCAUAUUAUGCUCAUCUGGUUGCCUUCAGAGCCCGGUAUCAUCUGGUGGAUAAGGAACACGAUAGUGCUGAAGGAAGCCACACCUCCGGUCAGAGUAAUGGCAGAGAUCAUCAAGCACUUGCUAAAGCAGUUCAAGUUCAUCAGGACACGUUGCGCACUAUGUACUUUGCUUGACAUGUUUUAAUGUUUAGCGACUCAGUACAAUACAGAGUUGGAUUCACAUGAGACCAGCUGCACUUAGACCAACAGUUGCCCAAGCUACAGUGACAGCCAGCAAUGAGUGAUGCAUCUGAAUUCUUUUCCUUUCCCAUUUACAAGCAAGCCUUCCGUCCAGAAUUUCAGACUCGAUUAUGAACUGCAUUCUUGUACCAAACCCCACUAUUGUUAGAAAUGUGGUUUGCCAAAAGUCUCUAAGCUGCUUGCUAUAAAACAGACCCUUAUUUUAUAAUUGAAUCAAGAGCUGUGAUCUCAGGGCUUAGGGAAAAAAAAACAAAAAAGCAACCCCCAAACCUCCUCAUUCAGUUUGCUAUUCAUUGAAUUGCUUUUAAUAAUUUGGACAGAUCUAAUUCAUACUCAAGUUUGGGCUAAAAUACCAUGAAUUAGCUUUUAAUACAAAGGAAAGCAAAGCAUUUUUUGGACUCUUGAUGAAGCCUUGAUUAUUCUGGAUGCAUUUACAAAAUUGUUAUUUUUCAAAAGAAAAGAGUGACAAAAUCCUGGUUUUCCACUGUCUUACAAAGAUCCUGCUCUGUGUGUCUAAGGGCAAAUGUAUUUUCUGAAGCUUGUUCUUGAAUGUUUUUUAUUGUGCUGCAUUUGAAAAUGUUUUUCAUAGACUUAAGAAUUUUAAAGCAAAGACUGAACUCAUACCUAAGCUUUUCAUAGGUCCACUUGGAUUGGCAAAAGACAAUGUGCCAUUGAAAACCCGAUUUGUAAGGAGUUUUUUAGAAUCACACUGACAGCUAACGUUAGGGUUUGUCAUCCAGGACUGUGACAUUUACCUUUCCAAAGUCUUUAAAGAAUACGGGUCUGUGGUGAGAAAUACAGUACAAUCCUUUUUCACUGUUGUUUGAGUUAAUGUAAAUUUUAUAUAUGUUUCACAGUAUUAAUGUGAUAGACUAGAUGCUAUUAUUUAUUUUUAUUUACUAAGGAGUGCUCAUUAUACUUCUGUUAACAUAUCAAGAAUGCUUUGGAUUUGAAAAUGAAAAUGUUAUCAUGGGGACAUUACUCUUCAAGUGCAAAAAUAUGCAAUCAACUUUGGGAGAGUUCAGAGAUCCAGGCAGUGUAUAUUGUGUAGCUUGUAACUUGUAGAAAGGCUUUUUAAGCGUGCACGCGACACAGCAGGUUGUACCUGUGCAGUUCAGAGACGCACACAAGACCAACAUUCUACAUUCAUUCAAGCACAAACCAAUUGUAUGUUAUUUAUAUGUUGAGUAUUGGUGAAGCAGGACCUCUGGUAGAGGAGAGUGGCUCACUGUGAUUGAGACAGAAGUCAGUAUCUAUGCAGUAAAGAGAAAUCUUAGGAAACUGAAGUUUACUUAUGAAGGGAGAUGAAACUCUCUUCGUUAUGCAUAAGGUCAAUAGUAAAUGUGAGAGUUUUGCCAUUCUCUUAGGAGAAGCAGGAAUUAAAACUGAGCAUU
Molecule: messenger RNA, 4669 nt
Organism: Neopsephotus bourkii (Bourke's parrot)
Lineage: Eukaryota; Metazoa; Chordata; Aves; Psittaciformes; Psittacidae
Gene: AGO2
Product: argonaute RISC catalytic component 2
Exons: 17
Coding region: 780-3209 (809 amino acids)
Biological process (GO): regulatory ncRNA-mediated gene silencing; regulation of DNA-templated transcription
Cellular component (GO): RISC complex
Molecular function (GO): protein binding; RNA binding; endoribonuclease activity, cleaving siRNA-paired mRNA
Source: RefSeq, a predicted model, not a curated record